AUGACUUUACAAGAAAAGUUUAAAAUUUGGGAUAAUACCCCAAGAGAAGAAUGUCCAUUCUGUUUCCGAAUGACCAUUCUUGAACAACAUAAUUGUAGUAAACAAAAUGGAAAGAAGUUUGAUAAAGACUUCUUACUCUAUUUACAUCAAGAAACUACAUGUGAGAUAUGCUUUAAGAAAGGGCAUCCUAAUUCUUAUUGUCCAAUCAGAACAUGUAAACAGUGUAACCAAAGAGGACAUAUUGUUAAGAAUUGUCCUAACCAACCACCACGAGUAACCGAAUCACUUAAAGGAUACUGGAAAAAUGAAGAAAAAGGAAAAGAUAAACAACCUCUUAUUCAGGAAGGUUGGAACCUUAUUUGCAAACAUUGCUUCCAAGACUUCCAUAAGGAAUGCCCAUACUUUAACUUGUUACAAAAACAGAAAACUGGCAAAUGUGGAUGUGAUCUAGAAAAAGUACAAGAAUUAUGA
Ambispora leptoticha is the source of this 471-nucleotide messenger RNA. Lineage: Eukaryota; Fungi; Glomeromycota; Glomeromycetes; Archaeosporales; Ambisporaceae. The record is from the annotation of a GenBank genome assembly.